UUGUAUUAUCUUAUCUUAAAAUACAAUUAACCGUCCAGACAUGAACAGUUGAUGUCUGAAUAUAUUUAUUGGGAGUGAAGAAUUAAAUUCUCUUUGAUUCUAUUUUAUUUGUAAACUCAGUCGACUGUUUGUAGUAAAUAAGUCAACAUAUCGUGCCCGGUUUUGUUUUGAAUUAUUGCAAAAAAAACGUCAUUCUGAAUAUUUAAUUGGCAAUGGAAAAAGUUAAAAAUCCGCUCUCACAUUUAUCGUACAAAUAUCCAACAUACAGAGAUGAUAAGAUAAAAUCAGGAAAAAAAUGGUUAGAUGGAAAACGAAUUGAUGACAAUGCUGAAGGAUUAUGGAGAGUUCAUGAUAAAUUAUACGACAUGACAGAGUUUAUCGACCGCCAUCCAGGAGGUGCCGAAUGGCUUCAACUAACAAAAGGCGUUGACAUCACAGAACAAUUUGAGACUCAUCAUAUAACGGAUAAAGCCUCGAAAAUGUUGGCGAAAUUUUACGUUCGUGAUGCGUCACUUCCAAGAAAUUAUAAUUUUACAUUCAAAGAAACCGGAUUUUAUCGGACACUAAAGAGAAGAGUAGCGGCGAGAAUAAAUGAUCUUGAUUAUACGCCAAAGAAAAUUUCGAAUGUAACAUCUGAUUUGGUUAUGGCAUUGAUAUUUGCAAGUGCUGUUCUAGGUGUGAAAGCCGAUAACAUUUAUCUAGGAUUGCUUUCGGGAACGUUUCUACUAUUCAUGCUUGUAAUUUCUCAUAAUUAUUUUCAUCAGAGAGAUAACUGGCGAAUGUUUUGCUUUAAUUUGACUUUAUUGAACUAUCGUGAAUGGAGGAUAAGUCAUGCAAUGUCACAUCAUUUGUAUACUAAUUCAUAUUACGAUUUAGAGAUUUCUAUGUUUGAACCAUUCCUUCAGUGGAUUCCACGACCAAAGUCAACCAAACAAAAAGUGAUGUCAACAAUUUUCAGUCCUUUGUUUUGGACAAUUUUAAUAUUUGUUACAGCCAUCUCGAGAACAAUCGGAUAUUUUACGAAGCAACAAGAAUUUAAAUUGGAUCAUUUGAUACCAUUGUCACUUCCAUUGGCUAUGUUUUACUUAGGAAGACCCGACAUUCUACUUGUACUAAAAUAUUGGGCUGUCAUUGUUGCAACUUGCAGCUUUUUAGUUGGCUUGGUUGGUUUAAAUGCGGGACAUCAUCAUGGCGAUGUCACUCAUGAAGGAGACGAAUUGGAUAAAUCGAUGGAUUUUGGGAUUUACCAAUUAAAUUGCGUCAUUGAUCGUCGAGAUGUCAAGCAAAGCCAGUUUUGGACUUUGGUGACUUUUGGUCAUCACACACUUCACCACAUGUUUCCAACACUUGAUCAUGGAGUUCUUCCGCAACUUCACGACACGUUCAUCGACACUUGUAAGGAAUUUCAAUUGGAACUCAGGGAAUACAGUUGGUGGCCUUUAAUCGUUGGUCAGUUUGAACAACUGCAAAGAACAGAACCUAGAACCUUAAAAGAAAUGAAGCUGAAACACUGACAAACACAUCAUUAAUGAUUUUGAAUCUGUUUUCGCAGAUAUUUCCUUACAACAUGAUAGAAAUAAAGAGAACAUUUGUUUCUUCUUAAAUUCCUUUUUCACAAGCUGUUUAAGUGAGAAAUUUUUUUCGUCUACUUACACACUUCAUGCCCGAUGAAAAAUAUCAGUUUCAUGUUAGCAUGACGAAGUAAAUGUCAUGAUAAUAAAUUAACUUAAUUAUCUCUGAAUUUUG
This is a messenger RNA of Clunio marinus, 1746 nucleotides long. Lineage: Eukaryota; Metazoa; Arthropoda; Insecta; Diptera; Chironomidae. The record is from the annotation of a GenBank genome assembly.